UGAGCAGAAUCCAAGCUUUCUGGCUUCAAGCAAGAUUUCUUCCUUUUAUUUCAUAGAACCAUUGAAAUCAUCAUUGAAAUUCAUUUUCAACUAGAAAAACCUGCAGUUAGAAGAUACUUUCACGCAUUUUUUAAAUAGGUCCGUCAGUGCACCGGAACUGAUUAAUUUUCAAAAUGCAAGCUGUUCGUCAGUGUUCGAGGUGUGCAAGAUGUGCUGUUGGAGGACUUCUGCGAAACCAGACAGAUAUUUCACUGCUGCAAAGGAGAGAAGGAGCCUGCAUCCGCUUCCUGAGCAGUUCUGAGAUGAGGAGGCUUGGAGUCCAGAAGGCUGGGGAUCAGACAAAUCCAACACAGACCAGCUCCGCGUCUUUAAGUGUUGGCCAGGGGAUUUGGCAAGUGGAAAACCUCUCACAUAGCUCACUGAUCAAGAGGGCCGCCUCGCUGGUGACAGAAAGUUCUGGCACUUUCCUCACGCAGGCCACCUCUGCUCUCACUGAUGCCCUUGCAGAUUACUCAAAGGCCGUGCACUCACGCAUCGCUUUCCAAAGACAAUAUUUGGCCUCAUUGGGGAGAGUGAAUCUAGCAGAGGAGGAGUCCCUCCAGCAGGCAAUUAGAAGCUGGCGCGCAGAGGCUGCUGAGAGACUGAACCAAUGCAAAUGUUACGAAUCCACAUGGAACAAUGCUGUCAACCUGUGUAAAAUGGCAGCUGAUGCAGCUUACAGCUCAGGGGCUCAGAAAGCGUCCAUCUCGGCCAGAGCAAACAUUCAGAUGGCCCAAUCGCAACUGGAGGAGGCACGGAAACUGUCAGCAGAGGCUGAUAAGAAACUGGCCGAGACUAAAGUAGAAGAGAUCCAGAGGAUGGCAGAGUAUGCUGCUUUCCGAGCAAACAGUGAAGAGCAUGAGAUGCAUGAGGCUUAUCUACGAGAGGACUAAAAUAAUUGUCAAUAAAUAAUGCAAAACAGCUAAUGAUCCAUAAAUUAAGAUCUGCAUUAAUCUAAUGAGAAGCAAGUCUUAUUUUGAAAUUAACAUUAGAGCGCUGGGUAGCUUGACCGGUACAGAGGCCGCAGUGCUUGUGCUGCUGGCUCGGCUUCAAGUCCGGUCUGUAGCCCUUUGCUCCAUGUUUGGCUCUCUUCCCUGUCGGAAAACUGUCAACAAUGGUGUCUAGAGCCUAAUCUCAAAAACAAAUAGCACUUUGGACUUAUUUACAGUGUAUAUAUACUUUUUCUUUUUUUUUUCCUCGAUAUCAGCAAAUUGAACUAAGGUAUCCUUUGAAUAUGUUAUACCGUAACAUUUUUACAUUGU
This is a messenger RNA of Cololabis saira (Pacific saury), 1301 nucleotides long. Its product is annotated as diablo IAP-binding mitochondrial protein-like. Gene Ontology annotation, cellular component: mitochondrion. The transcript has 6 exons. Gene Ontology annotation, biological process: intrinsic apoptotic signaling pathway in response to oxidative stress; neuron apoptotic process. Lineage: Eukaryota; Metazoa; Chordata; Actinopteri; Beloniformes; Belonidae. The record is from RefSeq and is a predicted model, not a curated record. The coding region runs from base 174 to 932 and encodes 252 amino acids.